Molecule: messenger RNA, 4217 nt
Organism: Danaus plexippus (monarch butterfly)
Lineage: Eukaryota; Metazoa; Arthropoda; Insecta; Lepidoptera; Nymphalidae
Product: biorientation of chromosomes in cell division protein 1-like 1
Exons: 5
Coding region: 148-3588 (1146 amino acids)
Source: RefSeq, a predicted model, not a curated record
UUCAAAGAAUAUAAAUCCUUGAAGUCGUGAUUCAAGUUCUAAAUUAUAACAAAAUAAUAUUUAAGAAAUUUGUGAUAAAAUAAGAUAUAAAGUAUAAUCGAUAGAGUUUAAAAUAUUUUUUCUUAUGAUAUAAUACGUUAAAUAAAUAUGUCCCAUUUGCAAUAUAUGCCCGGAGACCCUCGGCUGGUGGAUCAAUUGGUUUACGAAUUAAAAUCAAAAGGCAUUUUCGAUCAGUUCCGCAAAGACUGCAUUGCAGAUGUAGACACUCGGCCGGCUUAUCAGAAUCUAAGGCAGAGAGUUGAGAACUCUGUUUCAACCUUUCUAUCCCGACAGACUUGGCAACCGGAUUUAAAUAAGAAUCAGCUGAGAGAAAAGUUGAGGAAACAUAUUUUAGAUGGCAAUUACUUAGAGCAAGGCGUUGAAAGAAUUGUGGACCAAGUUGUUAAUCCGAAAGUUGCAUCCGUCUUUAUACCUAAGGUUGAAGACCUUGUGUAUAAUUAUUUAGGUAUAACUAAGAAGAAAUCACCGGUACCAGAAACAUCGAACGGGAAACUUGAGGAUCUCCUGCCUAAUGAUUUAGAGGCCGUAAGUCCGGGGUCUGUGAAGAGUAAUGAAGACAGGAACGAGUCUAUGGAAGUGGACGGAGAGGAAAACACUAAAAUGGAAAUCGAUGAGGUCAAGCAGAACUCUGAUGUUAUAGAUAAUGUUCAGUCUGAAAACUGUGAAGAGACAACUGCCGAUAUUCUUCUACCGCCGGAUGUCAUUAGUGAUGAUAAAAUAGAAAUACCUCUGCCGGAGGAGGAAAUAAAUAUGGAAAAUAUACCAGAGCCGAAGAAAAUGGAAGUGGAAAAAAUCGAACUGCCAAAAGAACCGAUUAAUUCUACUGAUAUACCAUUGCCUGAUGAUAUACCGAAGGAAGAAAAAGAUGAUUAUUUCAAACCCAUCAAUAGUGACGACGAUGACUCAAGUUCGGAUUCGUCCCUCAUACGAAACAUGUCACCAUUAACACCGAUCAGAAAUUACAAUAAUGAAAAUUCAUAUGACGCCCAGCAAGCCUUCGAAAAUGACUCAGUGGAAGAUAAAACUGACGACAAAAAAGAACCUAAUAUAUUUAGAUUCACAAUCGACGCAAAAUCUCCUGAAAAUAACUCAGAUGUGGCUAAAUCCGAGAAGAAACAGACGGAAAAUAACUUAGCUUACCGGUUCAAUAAUCAGGUGACCAUCAAUACACCUGUUUACGAGGAUAGUUCCAAUAGCAACAUUCUUCACAUAGACUAUGAGAGUGAUGCUAAUAGCAAAGCAAACAUCGACAACAAAGUAAUCGAAAAUGAUCAAAAUUCAAAAGACUCUAAAAGAGAAAGCAAAGCUGAAGAGAAGAGAAGUAGUCAUAAAAGUUCCCAUCGCUCGCAUAAACAAUCGAGCAGCAAGGACAAGAGAUCAGAUUCAAAAAGUUCCAGUUUAAAAGAAAGUCGUCAAGAUAAAAGUAAAUCUUCCAAAGAUGAUUCUAAACCAAAAUCCAGUGACAAAGAAAAGUCUAGAGACAGAAGUGACAAGAAAGACAGCAGGGAUUCUUCUAGACAUAGAAGUUCACACAAAACAAGUCACAAGGAUUCAAAAUCUCACAGAAGCUCCAGUUCAAGUCAGAGACAUUCAAGCAAAAGCGACGAUAAGAAGCCAUCUAGUCAAAAAGAUAAAGAAAGAGACAGAAGUGAUAAAUCAAAAGAUUCGAAAUCGACUUCUCAGAGGUCAGACAAAGAUAGAAAGAGUAGCAGCAGUAAAAAUGAGAAGAGUAAAAGCAAACACGACGAUAAAGACAAAGACAAAAAGAAUAAAAAGGAGACAGAUGAUCAUUACAGUGUGUCUGGGCGAGGGAACCCAAACAGGCGUUCAACAGACAGGGACUCCAACGACGGCAGUUCCUCUUCAAAAGGAUCUCACAACCCAUCCAGUUCUAAAUCUACGAAUGGUAAGAAAGACAGUAAAAGUAGUUCCAAAUCAGAAACUACAUCUACGAGUGGAGAAUCGACUAGCCCCAGUGAUAAAGAAAAUGUUGUGCACGACGGAACAACUGCCAAGGAUUUACUCCAACACAAACCUAUAGUCAGGAUUGAGAGUCGUCUUGAAACGCCGAUGGCAUCCCCGCCGAGGCUCCCAUUUGUACCGGACGUGACCAUUAGGAAACCGAAAUUCGCCGCUAAUUUGGAAGAAGCGAAACGUCUCAUGAAGAUGAGGAAAUUUCUGGAUGAAGAGCAGAAACGGAUGAACCAGGAAGCAGCUUUACUUCUAGAGUUCCAAGCUAAUGUUAGACCGAGUUUGAGUCAGGUAUACUCUAAUAUACCCGGACCGGAGUUGGAGUUCGCUUGUAUCAUGAAUUCCAGACACACUCAGGAUGACAUACAAAAUAAUGAUGAUAAGGAUAAUGUACAGAAACCGCACUACACCAACAAUCAAUUGCUGACCGUGCUUAACAACGAAUAUGACGACGAGAAAUCAGAUAUGGAAGUGCGGGCCACGACGAGUACGGAACCUAUCGCCAUUGAAGUUAACGAAGGUGAACCUACCCCGAUACUGUCACAGAAUAUUCAGGAUGAUAUCUAUCGUGCUGUGAAUGAAAAUGCUGAAGAAGAAGAUGUAGAAAACAGUUCUACGACAGAUAAUACUCAUACCAAUACAGAAAAAAAAGAAAGAGGCGAGGAAAGCUUAAGAUAUUUUGAUAAAAAUGAACAGUACGACGCUGAAAUUGAGAGAGCCAAAUUCACUUCAUUCUUCAUUGAAUACAAAGAGAAAACUAUUAGUGAUAAAUUAUACUUGAUUAACUGCGAUCCGUAUGAAGAGAAUAUUGUUCGCGACGUGUCCAAAAAGUUCGGUAGGUUUGAAAUUGUGAACUACAUUAAAAACGGUCAUCUCAAGUUGCCGACGACGAACGUCGUGAGGAACGUCAAUAUAUCCACCGAAAUAUCUCUACCGAUUGAAGCUGACUUCGAAAUGAACGGCUCCGAGAGUCCCAAAUCGCAGAUAUUCAGUCCGGGGAAAUCUGAAUGUUCCUUUGAUCUAUCCAGUGACUACGACGCCAAGUUAACGGAGAUGGUCAACAAGACAUCCAGACAGGAAAUCAUGGAGAUCAUAUUAGGCAGCGCACUGGAUUCAUCUACAAAGAUGCCGACCAUAGAUUAUUUCACGGAUUCCAAUAUAGAAGCCUUCGAGAACAGUAUGAAACGCAAGAUGAGUGAAGAGACGACGGUCAACAAUAACAUACACGUGUUAACUCCGAAUAAAAUAAGAAAAUUGAGCACAGACCAAAUAACAUCCACCACUGAGGAAAUAGAGGAACUCCCUACAAACAAAUCAAACUGCACACGAUCCAAAUAUUUAGGCAAGGCUAGAAGGGUGGGUCUGCCGAGACCAAGAAAAACAUUGCUCCCAAACAGUCCGUCAAGCGACAAGUCGGUUGAGAAUUACGAACAGAACACACCGACACAAUCGCCCAACGGAAAAAUUAAACGCAACAAAGUACAAAGAUACGACACCUCCGACCUUUACAAACCUAAACUACACUUCCUAUCACGGAGAAAUCAUCAUGUUACUUAAUGAAUAAAACGAACGAUAUAUACGAAUUGUUUUAUUAUUAUAAUGUUGAAAUAAAUAUUACUUUGAAUGGCCUUCAAAUAAUCACAUCCAUAUUUUUUUAAUGUCAUUUGUCGUAUUUUGACAGUUCUCGUUGUAUUGUUUUUUUUGGAGGGAAACUUGUAUUUUAAUUACAAAUGAAAUGUUUAGGGUCUUAUUAUUUAUUUUUCAUAAUAUUUUGUUGUGAUUUGAUUUAUAAUUAGUUGUUUCAAGAGGAUUUGCGUGUCAUCUAUAACCUCACACCGAGAGACUCAUAAACAAAGCUUUAGUAACAGGAACCUUUUACGAAUAUGAUAAUAUUUACAAACAGUUAAAACGAAACUCGUCUUCUUUAUUAUAGUCAUAUGUAAUGUGAAGUGUUUAACAUUUAUAAAGAUACCUGUUUUGUUUCGCCAAUGCUAAAUAUUUAUUUUUUAUAUGAAUAAAUCUAGUUCAAUAAACAUAUAUGAUUAGGCUACCUUGUUGUGUUUUGUGAAUACUAUAUCAGAACAGAAAUAUUGUAGUCACUUUGUUCAUAAGUAUGCCUUAUUGACUUUAUUAUUACAAACUAUAAUCAUAAUUUUAUAAAUGAAAUUAAAUUUUGUUAAUAUCAA